This is a messenger RNA of Anopheles coustani, 876 nucleotides long. RefSeq names its product CLIP domain-containing serine protease B4-like. Bases 1 to 876 code for a protein of 291 amino acids. The transcript has 3 exons. The record is from RefSeq and is a predicted model, not a curated record. NCBI's taxonomy places the organism in Eukaryota, Metazoa, Arthropoda, Insecta, Diptera, Culicidae. Gene Ontology annotation, molecular function: serine-type endopeptidase activity. Gene Ontology annotation, biological process: proteolysis.
AUGGUCUCCCUGGAAGAGGAGGAUUUGACAAACAGUCACUGCGCCAAUGAUAGCUCCACGAAUCUGGUAUGUUGUGUUGGGUUUAGAGGAACGCUCCCUCAAUAUCCACUGUGCGGGUCGUCAGAACCACACCGGUUAGUGUUGAAUACCUACACGGAUGCUGAUGACUAUCCAUGGACCGCACUGAUUCAGUACGAAAACCUUCGUGGUGAAUUGGAGCUCAUGUGCAGUGGAACAUUGAUUACCAAACGAUACAUCGUGACAGCUGCACACUGCGUGUCAAACCUUCGCGGAGGUAUUAAAGUCCAUCGUGUACGUCUCGGUGAGUGGGAGAUAAACUCAAAUGUAGAUUGCAAUCAGAAGCAAUGUGCAGGGCCUCCAGUUGACAUGCAAAUCGAAAAGAUCACCAAACACAGGGAUUACAAUCGGCGCAACCAUCUGCAUGACAUUGCACUCGUUCGCUUCACCAGUGACGUGAACUUUUCCGACACUGUUCAACCGAUCUGCCUUCCAACGUUGGACUCGGUCGUCGGAAACAAAAGUCUGAUCACUGGUUGGCUUCGAGAUAGCGCGAUAGGCGCACUAGAUGGCAAGAAAAUGUAUCAUCCGGUGAACAUUAAUGGCUUUGAGGAAUGUUCCCCGAUAUAUGAACAAAAAUCGGUAACCCUCCAAUCGACUCAACUUUGCGUAGACAUGGGAGCGAGUUGGAGCAAGUGUAAGGAUCAUGCAGAAGGCACGCUCAUGCAGGGAAACGGAAGUGCAUGGUUCUUGGCAGGAGUUGCCAGCUUUGGAACGAUAGCUUGUAGUUCUGAUACCCCGGUCGUAUACACCAACAUAUCGGCGUAUGUGGAUUGGAUUCGCGACAAUAUUUACUAG